GGGCUGGGGCAGCGGAAGGGAAGGAAGGAAAGGAGGAGAAGGGAAAAAGGGCAGGGCAGGAGCUGCGCAGGGCCGGGAUCGCGAACAAGAUGGCGCCGGCGGUGCGGGGGCUGAAGAGUUUGGUGUGGCAGAAGCUGAAAUCAUCAAUAUUUGAUGACUGCAGGAAAGAGGAUGAAUGGAAGAUAAUUCUUUUAGAUGACUAUACUACUAAAUUACUGUCACUCUGCUGUAAGAUGACUGAUCUGCUGGCAGAGGGUAUCACAGUGGUGGAGAACGUGUAUAAAAACCGGGAGCCUGUUCCACACAUGAAAGCAAUAUAUUUCAUAACUCCGACCAAAAAGUCUGUAGAUGGACUUAUUGAUGACUUCAUCAGCAGAUCAUCAAGCAGAUACAAGGCAGCAUAUGUGUAUUUCACCGACUUUUGUCCUGAUAACCUCUUCAAUAAAAUGAAGUCUUCCUGCUCCAAAUCAAUAAGGAGAUGCAAGGAGAUCAACAUUUCCUUCUUCCCGUAUGAGUCUCAGGUAUUUACUCUCAAUGUCCCAGAUGCAUUCUACCGCUGUUAUAGUCCAACUCUGGAAAAGACAAAGGAUAAAGAUGCUGUAAUGGAAACAAUGGCUGAACAAAUUGUUACUCUGUGUGCCACACUAGAAGAGAAUCCAGGAGUACGAUGUAAAAGCAUGCCAUCAGAUAAUGCCAGCAAACUUGCACACCUUGUUGAAAAAUAUCUUGAAGACUACUACAAAACUGAUGAGAAAAGCCAAAUAAAGGCUAAAACCCACUCACAAUUAAUAAUAAUUGAUCGUGGCUUUGACCCAGUAUCAACUGUACUUCAUGAACUCACGUUCCAGGCAAUGGCAUACGAUCUGCUACCAAUUGAAAAUGAUACUUACAAGUACAAAACAGAUGGACCAGCUGGGAAGGAAAAGGAAGCAAUUCUGGAGGAAGAUGAUGAGCUCUGGGUGAAGAUUCGGCACAAGCAUAUUGCAGAUGUGAUAGAGGAAAUACCAAAACUGUUGAAAGAAGUUUCAUCAAAAAAGAAAGCAACAGAAGGAAAAUUAUCGUUAUCCAGUUUGGCUCAAUUGAUGAAAAAGAUGCCACACUAUCGUAAAGAGAUUACUAGGCAAGUUGUCCAUCUUAACUUAGCAGAAGAUUGCAUGAGCAAGUUCAAGCCUAAUAUAGAAAGGCUUUGUAAAACUGAACAGGACUUGGCUCUUGGAACUGAUGCAGAAGGUCAAAAAGUGAAAGACUUGAUGAGAGUCCUCCUGCCAGUUCUGCUCAACAAAAGUCAUGACAACUAUGACAAAAUUAGAGCUAUUCUCCUGUAUAUCUUCAGCACAAAUGGAACUACCCAGGAGAACUUGGACAAGCUGAUCCAGAAUGUACAAAUAGAAAGUGAUAGUGAUAUGAUAAGAAACUGGAAAUACCUUGGUGUGCCUAUUAUCUCUUCAUCUGCUGUUCAGCAACAUAAACAAACAAGAAGGGACCGUUCUUCAGAAGAAACUUUUCAACUCUCUAGGUGGACGCCUGUUAUCAAAGAUGUUAUGGAGGAUGCUAUAGAAAACAAACUAGAUUCAAAAGACUGGCCCUAUUGUUCCCAGUGUCCACCUACCUGGAAUGGUUCAGGAGCAGUAAGUGCUCGCCAGAAACCUAAAGCUAGUUAUCAAGAUGAGCGAAAGAGUAGUGCAAGACUGAUUGUAUUUGUGAUUGGAGGAAUUACAUAUUCUGAGAUGCGCAGUGCUUACGAAGUUUCUCAAGCCUACAAGUCUUGCGAAGUUAUCAUUGGUUCUACGCAUAUUUUGACACCUAGAAGACUACUGGAUGAAGUAAAGAGCCUUAGUAAACCCAAGGAUACGGUCUGUGUUAAGGAUGAAUAGAGAUGGUGAUGUGUUAGGAAAAGACAAAUAGUAUGUACACGUUCUCAUACAACUGACUUUUGCAAAUACUGUACUGGGAUACUACAUGGACUAAUGGAAUGUCAUUUAUAAUCUGAAGUUGCUGCUUUUUGGGGGGAGUAGAAGGCAGAGAAAGGGGAAAAAGAAUAACACGUUUCUUAGGUUGUAUUUAGUAUAGGCAGUGGUACACUGUAAGUGCCUUUUCAAAAGGGCAUGUUCAUCCCUAACAAGUUAUGAUAAAAGUUAUCAUGAUUAUAUAUAUACUCCAAUUGUUUUUGAAAACUGUGAAACCUUUCUAUAAUAGUUUAUUUCUAAAAAUCACUGAAUUAAAGACUCUAGGUUCUGAGGUAGAGGCUUCAGAAGAAAGCUGUAAAUACAAGUUCGUUAAAAAAAAUAUAUGUAUAUUUCAUAAAAGUGCAAUGUCUCUAACUUCUCUGUAAAAUAAUUUUAAAUGCAUGUCAUUAUGAAAAAUUAUUUUUUUUCUGGGUGGUUGUGGGUAAGGUAGAAAUCCAGUCAUGGACAUAUUGAGCACUUAAUUUCAAUAAAUAACAUUAGAGAAAUGCUGUCAA
This is a messenger RNA of Cygnus atratus (black swan), 2461 nucleotides long. It is a transcript of the gene STXBP3, whose product is annotated as syntaxin binding protein 3. Gene Ontology annotation, molecular function: syntaxin binding. The transcript is spliced from 19 exons. Gene Ontology annotation, cellular component: secretory granule; plasma membrane. The record is from RefSeq and is a predicted model, not a curated record. The coding region runs from base 90 to 1874 and encodes 594 amino acids. Gene Ontology annotation, biological process: intracellular protein transport; vesicle-mediated transport; neurotransmitter secretion. NCBI's taxonomy places the organism in Eukaryota, Metazoa, Chordata, Aves, Anseriformes, Anatidae.